Archocentrus centrarchus (flier cichlid) is the source of this 2203-nucleotide messenger RNA. It is a transcript of the gene ppp2r5cb, whose product is annotated as protein phosphatase 2, regulatory subunit B', gamma b. Bases 99 to 1835 code for a protein of 578 amino acids. Gene Ontology annotation, cellular component: nucleus; protein phosphatase type 2A complex; cytosol. Gene Ontology annotation, biological process: signal transduction; protein dephosphorylation. Gene Ontology annotation, molecular function: protein phosphatase activator activity. The record is from RefSeq and is a predicted model, not a curated record. Lineage: Eukaryota; Metazoa; Chordata; Actinopteri; Cichliformes; Cichlidae. The transcript has 16 exons.
GGCAGACUGAACCGCCUUGCAGUGUGCUGCCCUGAGAGUUGUCGGGGUUUUGGUUGUGGAGUAUCUGUGAGGGGAGCAAGGGCGGUUACGCUUGUACAAUGCCGAAUAAAACGAAAAAAGAUAAGGAGUCUCCCAAGUCUGGCAAAGUGGGGAAGAGUGGAGGACAGGAAAAUUCAGAGCAUGAGCAGAGCUCUAACAGGAAGACUAGUAAUAGUGUUCCUCCUACUACUCAGCUGCUAAAGGGGAAGCAGCCAGGUACCCAGACACCUGUCAAAAAGGACAAGAGACAGAGCUCCUCUCGCUUCAGCUUGAGCAACAACAGGGAGCUGCAGAAACUUCCUGCUUUUAAAGAUGUUCCCCCUGCAGAGCAGGAGAAGCUGUUCAUCCAGAAGUUGCGUCAGUGCUGCGUCCUCUUCGAUUUUGUCUCAGACCCGCUGAGUGACCUGAAAUGGAAGGAGGUGAAACGCGCCGCGCUGAGCGAGAUGGUGGAGUACAUCACCCACAACAGGAACGUCAUCACUGAACCCAUCUACCCAGAAGUGGUUCACAUGUUUUCUGUGAAUAUGUUUAGGACGUUGCCACCAUCAUCCAACCCCACUGGUGCAGAGUUUGACCCAGAAGAAGAUGAACCCACGUUAGAAGCUGCAUGGCCACAUCUACAGCUCGUCUAUGAGUUCUUCCUACGGUUCUUAGAGUCACCAGACUUUCAACCAAACAUAGCCAAAAAGUAUAUUGACCAGAGGUUUGUAUUGCAGCUCUUAGAACUUUUUGACAGUGAAGACCCCAGGGAAAGAGAUUUUUUAAAGACCACUCUACAUCGCAUCUAUGGCAAGUUCCUGGGCCUGCGAGCGUACAUUAGAAAACAGAUUAAUAACAUAUUUUAUAGGUUCAUUUAUGAGACUGAACAUCAUAAUGGUAUAGCAGAACUACUGGAAAUACUAGGCAGCAUAAUCAAUGGAUUUGCAUUACCAUUGAAAGAAGAGCACAAGAUAUUCCUGCUGAAAGUCCUCCUGCCUUUGCACAAAGUGAAGUCCCUUAGUGUGUAUCACCCACAGCUGGCUUACUGUGUGGUACAGUUCUUAGAGAAGGAUAGCACCCUUACAGAACCGACGGUAAUGGCUUUGUUAAAGUAUUGGCCAAAGACCCACAGUCCAAAAGAAGUCAUGUUCCUCAACGAACUGGAGGAGAUCCUGGAUGUCAUUGAGCCUUCAGAGUUUGUCAAAGUCAUGGAACCCCUCUUCAGACAGCUGGCCAAGUGUGUGUCAAGCCCGCACUUUCAGGUGGCAGAGCGAGCCCUGUACUACUGGAACAAUGAGUAUAUCAUGAGCCUAAUCAGUGACAACGCUGCCAAGAUCCUCCCCAUCAUGUUCCCGGCCCUUUACCGUAAUUCCAAAACCCACUGGAACAAGACGAUCCACGGGUUGAUCUACAAUGCUCUGAAACUCUUCAUGGAGAUGAACCAGAAACUGUUUGACGACUGCACCCAGCAGUUCAGGGCAGAAAAAAGCAAGGAGAAAGCCAAAUGGAAAGAGAGAGAAGAAGCUUGGCUGAAGAUUGAGAAUCUAGCAAAGGCAAACCCACAGUUUCUCAUGUACGUUGACGCAGUAGAAUCAGGGAGUCCGAUGGACAUGGAGACAGAUGGGCCAUUGCUAGACGAUGUUAACAUGCUAAAGAGAACCGUAGAAGAGGAAGCCACACAGAUCCUAAAAGACCAGCGCAGAGAACGCCCGUUGAUGCGGAGGAAAUCGGAACUCCCCAAAGACAUCUCAACGGUCACAGCUUUGGAGUUGCACCGAAGAGCAGAGGAAAUGUUGACGCCGCACGAUGGCCACUAAGAGACCAUCCCAGACCCACCAUAAACCAGCAGCAUCCACAGUGGAAUCUCAAGCCCACAGAGGGGCCAGCACAAAAAAAAACAGAACUGUGGUAUCUCAGUCCAGCCCAGUGCAACACAGACAUGAAAGCUUCCAGCUCCACCUGACACGGAAAAUGUCUAAAGCCACACAUCUAAGCCGGGUUUGGCUUUUCAAGACAAGCGGUGCUCAGUCCUUCCUUACUGAUCCCUGACUCCACCGUCCCACCGCACUUCACCCCUACCCGGUUGUUGUCCAGCAGAGAUGUCUGUGGUACUGGGUGGUCCUGCAUGACCAUGACACACACCGUGUCCUAAACUUUGUAUAAGAUACUGUUCUCAUAAUCUCCU